Messenger RNA from Schizosaccharomyces japonicus yFS275, 1720 nucleotides. RefSeq names its product WD repeat protein Cdt2. The record is from RefSeq and is a predicted model, not a curated record. Gene Ontology annotation, cellular component: Cul4-RING E3 ubiquitin ligase complex; nucleus. Gene Ontology annotation, molecular function: protein-macromolecule adaptor activity; protein-containing complex binding. NCBI's taxonomy places the organism in Eukaryota, Fungi, Ascomycota, Schizosaccharomycetes, Schizosaccharomycetales, Schizosaccharomycetaceae. The transcript is spliced from 2 exons. Gene Ontology annotation, biological process: ubiquitin-dependent protein catabolic process; regulation of double-strand break repair; proteasome-mediated ubiquitin-dependent protein catabolic process. The coding region runs from base 9 to 1526 and encodes 505 amino acids.
CUAAUGGAAUGCGUAUUCUACCAAGCACAAAUCACAAAACCACAAGCAUGAGGUUGUCUUCUCCCGUGCAGGAUACUGUCCUCGGAGUGCUGUCCGAUAUUACAGAAACCUCAAAUAAUGCUGUUCUUCGAACUCCAGAAUCUUCACCCGCGGCACCUUCAAAGAAACAUAAACUUUGGGACUUUCCUGAACUCGACGGUAAUGGAUCUAAAGCUCGUAAAAAGCUCUUUCAAAGAACUCCAAUUCUUCAUAAACCACCGAAAAAACCUGUCCGUCAUGCUUCUAUCGCUACAGAGUUGUUGCAGCGAGGUCUGGGCAUUUCCCGCGGAAUCAAUAUUCGUGAUACAAAUAUUACUGGUAGCCGAUUUUGUCUCCAAAACUAUUAUUCACGGCCCUCUGACUGUCUUACUAUGCUUGAUCAAUUGCCUUUCAGCGUUGCCUUUGCCAACCAUGAGUCUCUUCUUGCAGUCUGCACUGAAACCGGUGCACUAGAGCUUAUUGACACGAAACCGAGAUGUAAUUCGGUGUACGGUAUGGACGACGAUCGUUCCAUUCAGAGAAUUCACGGCUGGUUGGCUCAUAAUAACGCCGUUUUCGGUGUUACUUUCUCUGAAGAUGACAGUUUGCUCGCUACCGCAUCUGGUGACCAGACUUCAAACAUCUUUGAUCUCGCAACUCAACAAUGUAUUACGCGACUUGGUCGUCGCGGAGUAGAGGGUUAUCAUUCUCACUCUGUUAAGGAGGUUUCCUUCUGCCAGAAUUCACCUUAUAAUUUAAUGACUUGUUCAAGAGAUGGCUCUAUUAUAUUUUGGGAUAUGCGUACUCAUGGUAUCACUAUUGACGGUGACCAUUACCAAAAACCUGUUCUCCGUAUCAACCAAGCACAUGAAGCUAAUGGUCGCACGUGUUCUAUUACUGCCGCUGAAUGGAUUCCUACUUCGACUACGCAAGCCGUCUCUGCAUGUUCAGCUAAUAGCAUUGUAAAGCUUUGGGACCUUCGAAACAUUCAUUCACUGCAUCCAUCCGCCAUUGCCUCUACUCCUGAACCCCAAAACAAUGCCCGUCGUGCUUUUGGCAUCACAAGUCUUAGUGUCUCACCUAUGGGAGACCGAGUUUAUGCUUGUUCGAGAGACAAUUCAGUUUAUGCAUAUGCACCCUCCCACUUGGAGGCCGGUGUAUGCGCAACUUAUAAGGAUCCUCGUCUACGUGUUUCAUCAUUUUAUGUGAAAACUGCAUGCAGUAAGGACGGACGCACGCUUGCCUGUGGCGGCGGUUCACAAGGUGCUAGCAAUGGCGUUGUCCUUUUUGACGUGUCGGAUGAGGAUCGUUGUUCUGCUUCGUUGCUGGAGGGCGGUCAUGGUAAAGAUGUCACAGCUGUUGCAUGGUCAAACGAAGACCAGCUUGCCAGCAUUUCAGAUGACGGCACCGUCCGUGUAUGGAAUCCAGCGGAACGGGGUGAAGCGCUCGAGUUACAAAAUAUGGAUUCUACUGAUAGGUUUUCCUGGGGUUUUGGAAAACUUUUAUGAUCUGUUACGUCUUGUCUCCCUUUUAAUUUUCUGUUUCCGAUUUCAUGUCUUCCCAACCAUAUUACUCCUUACAUUUUCAUCCGUGAUAUGAAGUUUUCUUCAUGUCAAUUAAAUUAUUCACUCUUUUUACUUAAUGCAUUAGAAGCCCGUCAAUUUAAUUUAAUCUCUGAAUAUAUUUUGUUCAUCCGUGAAAA